GUUUUGUUACUACUACUACUCCGUAAACAAGAUGAUGUCGAAGAGGAAGUUGCAGAAAAUUAUGACGAUGCCGAUUAACCUGAUAUUCAGGUACCUCACUGAGAAGACGAGGAUUGUUGUGUGGUUAUACGAUCAUAAAGAUCUUCGUAUGGAGGGCGUCAUCUUGGGUUUUGACGAAUAUAUGAAUGUUGUGUUGGACGAUGCGGAAGAGGUUAACACUAAGAAGGAUACUCGGAGGCCUGUGGGGCGGAUCCUUCUAAAAGGAGAUAAUAUAACACUGAUGCACGCGGCUGGUAGUAGUAGUGCUGCUGCAUAG
Molecule: messenger RNA, 316 nt
Organism: Perkinsus marinus ATCC 50983
Lineage: Eukaryota; Perkinsozoa; Perkinsida; Perkinsidae
Product: small nuclear ribonucleoprotein, putative
Exons: 4
Coding region: 32-316 (94 amino acids)
Biological process (GO): spliceosomal snRNP assembly; mRNA splicing, via spliceosome
Cellular component (GO): U5 snRNP; precatalytic spliceosome; U2 snRNP
Molecular function (GO): RNA binding
Source: RefSeq, a predicted model, not a curated record